CUCUUCAUUAAUAUAGGAACACGUAAAGCUACGGAAGCAAAGCAAACGCAAGUUAGCGUCUCUCUCCAGCCAUCUCUCUUUUUUCUUUCUUUCUCUGUAAUCUCAAGGCAAAGGAGGAAACGAAGAGAAAACGCAGAGGAAGAAAUGGGACUUCUUUCGAACAAGAUCGAGAGAGAGGUGUUAAAGCCAGGGGAUCAUAUCUACUCAUGGAGAAACGCUUACUUAUAUGCCCAUCACGGCAUAUAUGUUGGUGAUGAAAAGGUUAUCCAUUUCACUCGGGGAGCGGGCCAAGAAAUUGGCACAGGAACUGUGUUAGACCGAUUUGUUUUCAGCUCAUCUCCUUCUCAUCCUUCAGAUAAUCCAUGCCCAAAAUGUGGUGAUCAAUCAAGGCUUGAUGGUGUCAUCUCGUCCUGCAUUGACUGUUUCCUCUCAGGUGGCGAUCUCUAUCUCUUUGAGUAUGAUGUCUCAUCAGCUCUCUUCCUUGCUAAACCUCGAGGUGGUACCUGCACCCUUGCCAAAUCUGACCCACCAGAAGACAUCCUUCACCGUGCUUCCUUCCUCUUGCAGAAUGGUUUUGGUGGAUACCACAUUUUCAAGAACAACUGUGAGGAUUUCGCAAUCUACUGUAAGACUGGUUUGCUCGUUAUUACUAAUAUUAGUGUUGGCCGAAGUGGGCAGGCCGCUUCCUUCUUAGCUGCUACUAGUGCUGUUGUUUCUUCACCACUUCGAUUUUUGACAACCAGCUUUAGCGGCCUGGCAAUUGUGGGAUAUGGGAUGUAUUGUGCCAGCCGGCUAGUUUCUGAUAUCGGAGUACGUCGUGAUGUGUCCAAAAUCCCUGUUGAGCAGCUUAUUGCCGGUUCUCGCCGAAAUGAGUCAGAAGUUGUGGCUGACCUGGCCAAGGAAAAUUAACCUUAUUUACCAACAACAAUUGUGAGCGUGUGGAUUUAAAAGAAAUGUUGUAUUGUGGGUAGUUGCAACUCCAGCUGCUAAACUCCCAUUUUCAGUGAUCUCCCAUCGGCCUAUUCAUUGAUGCCCUAGGGAAAUAUUGUGUAUUUCGAAAAUGUUUGUUAUUGGAGUGAAAUUGUUGAUUCACGGACAAA
Populus nigra (black poplar) is the source of this 1100-nucleotide messenger RNA. Its product is annotated as protein LEAD-SENSITIVE 1-like. The transcript is spliced from 2 exons. NCBI's taxonomy places the organism in Eukaryota, Viridiplantae, Streptophyta, Magnoliopsida, Malpighiales, Salicaceae. The record is from RefSeq and is a predicted model, not a curated record. Bases 145 to 909 code for a protein of 254 amino acids.